UCUCAUUCCCUCCCCUCCUUUCAGCCAUCGCAGCCACUGUUGGCAUCGGUUCAGAGCAUCGACAGAUCUACGCAUUAAUUCCGUCGUGAAAACAAGACGAGCUACCGGGGCGCUUCCUGGUAACAAGAGUGGCAUGGCUCUGAACGCCUUGCUCCUGGCCCUGCUCACCGUCCUGCUUGCAGUAACGUACGGACCAGUAAGCCAUUAUCUGACUGUCAUUGGCGCCUGGAGACAUCCGUCGCGCAGGGUGCUUGCAACAGACAGUGAUCUAGUCAAAAUCGAGGAUACCAUCAUCUGUGAAGAUCUGCAUCUCUAUCAUCCGACCAACACGCUGUUUUCCGCGUGUGAGGAUGACUUCCACCGGAGAUUUGGUUGGUUUCCCCCUCUGGGUAACUUCGAGAAUCCACCUCAGUCAACAGAAGGGGGUGGUUCUAUCCAUAUCAUCGAUCCUGAGACCAAGGUUUCCGCUCGUCUCGAAUUUGAAAACUUCUCAGGCCCCCUUGUAACCCAUGGCAUUGAUGUCGUGGCAGCUGAUCCCAGUCGGCCGGAUCACUCCGUCUAUAUCUUCGCGGUUAAUCACCUUCCAAAUCCUGACCUUUUCCGGAGUCGUCAGGAUACGACUACCCCCAAGGCGCGGUCCCAAAUAGAACUCUUCUACCACGUUCUCGGCUCGAAGUCAGUCAGACAUGUGCGUUCAAUAUGGCAUCCGCUGAUCAGGACGCCUAACGACAUCUAUGCUGAAAAUGCAACCUCUUUCUACGUCACAAACGACCACUUCUACCGAGACGGACUCCUUCGGCACAUUGAAGAUGUACUCCCUCUAGCUAGAUGGUCCACGGCAAUUCAUGUACAGAUCGAACACGAGACUGUCUCGGCCCAGUCGUGUGACCAGGCCCCCGAUGUGAAAGCAGGCAUAGCUCUAACAGACAUAUUCAACAACAAUGGGCUAGGGCAUGGCCAAACGCAUGAUGAAUGCCUUGUCACGAGUGCCGCGGGAGGCCUGCUAUACCUCGGUCAGGCCUUGAACGGCCAAAUAACUAUCCGAGAAGUGAUUCCUCUCGACUCUGUGGUUGACAACCCGAGUUAUUUCUCGGAUCCAUUUGUCUCGCUCUCUGAUGGCAGCAGUGACGCAAGCGGCUAUAUCGUCCCGGGACUUCCAAGAGCAGUGGACCUGCCUCUUCAUAAAAGGGACCCCUCAGCUCAAGAUGGCGCUCUGGUAUGGCAUGUAAAACCGUCCUCUGGUGCUCUCACGAAUGCCAGCAUCUCAUCUGGUACAGGAUGGGAAGCACGGAUCCUGUUCGAAGAUGACGGAUCUAUAAUCCGUACAGCCAGUGCCGCUGUAUUGGUGCCUAUUGAUCCAAAACGAGAAGGGGGAAGAAAAAGAGGCUGGCUUUUCGUAACGGGAUUCCUGUCGGAGAAUAUAAUUGCUGUCAAGGUUGACCUGUGAAGAGGGCCAUGAGUAACUGGAGAGACUUUAGGCGAGGGUUUUAAGAUCGGUCGCAAAACGUUUACUUCUAUGUGACGUGCUGGCGUAACAAUAAACCUUCUGCUCACGAAGAGACGGCCAGGUCACUUUCUACAUCGAACCGACAAAGAUUCGAAGUGAGUUACGCAGAUCAGUCCCAGGAAUUCGCAAAACAUACCAGCCACUUCUAUCAGAUGGCAAUACAGUA
This is a messenger RNA of Paecilomyces variotii, 1673 nucleotides long. RefSeq names its product serum paraoxonase/arylesterase family protein. The transcript is spliced from 2 exons. The record is from RefSeq and is a predicted model, not a curated record. NCBI's taxonomy places the organism in Eukaryota, Fungi, Ascomycota, Eurotiomycetes, Eurotiales, Thermoascaceae. The coding region runs from base 134 to 1447 and encodes 437 amino acids.